Molecule: messenger RNA, 2046 nt
Organism: Synchiropus splendidus (mandarinfish)
Lineage: Eukaryota; Metazoa; Chordata; Actinopteri; Syngnathiformes; Callionymidae
Gene: agk
Product: acylglycerol kinase
Exons: 14
Coding region: 164-1435 (423 amino acids)
Biological process (GO): protein insertion into mitochondrial inner membrane; ceramide biosynthetic process
Cellular component (GO): mitochondrion; TIM22 mitochondrial import inner membrane insertion complex
Molecular function (GO): ceramide kinase activity; ATP-dependent diacylglycerol kinase activity; acylglycerol kinase activity
Source: RefSeq, a predicted model, not a curated record
AUUGUUCUCGCACCCGACCUGUUUUAGCUGUGACACCAACAUGCUUCCUCGCUCCAGAUGACCGCUGCCCUUUAAGGCUUAACCAACAUGGUUAUUCCACAUCAUCAUUGAUGUGGUGGUGUUGUAUACAUUACACAAGUUUAGGUGCAGGUUAAGGCUAAUUAUGGCGCGGGUUGUUAAGUUUUUCCGGACCGUGCGGAAUCACUGGAAGAAGUCCACGUUAGCCGUGUGUGUCCUGUCAUAUGGAGGCUACUGGUUGUAUGGAAAACACUGCGACAAUCUUCUGCGGAGACAGGCGUGUCUGUUGGCCAGAGAAUUUGGGAGACAGGUGGCAGCGCCACAGGAACGCAUGAGGAAAGCAACAGUGAUUCUAAACCCUGCUGCCUGCAAUGGCAAAGCCAACAAACUCUUUGAAAAGAAUGCAGCUCCUAUUCUACAUCUGGCUGGUAUGGACGUCACUAUCGUGAAGACAGAUUAUGAAGGCCAGGCAAAGAAACUGAUUGAGUUGAUGGAGCAAACAGACAUGCUGAUUGUUGCCGGGGGCGACGGAACCCUUCAGGAAGUGGUCACCGGUUUGCUGCGCAGGCCGGAUCAAGAAACCUUCAGCCACGUGCCAAUUGGAUUUAUUCCUCUGGGAUCUCGUAACUCCCUGAGCACUAGUCUCCAUUUCCUCAGUGACAACAAGGUCAAAGACAUAACAUUAGCAACACUUUCCAUCCUGAAAGGGGAAACUGUGCCACUUGAUGUCCUGCAGAUCAAAGGGGACAAAGAGCAGCCAGUAUUUGCCUUGACAGGUCUGCGAUGGGGGGCUUUUAGAGACGUCUCUGCUACAGUUAGCAAGUUUUGGUAUCUUGGACCACUGAAGAUCAAGGCUGCUCAUUGGUUGAGUACGCUACGUGAGUGGCCUUUGGUGCGGAGCGUCUCGGUGUCCUGCCUUCCUCCGACCCCGAGGCCCCCUGAUUUGCCCCCUCAGAGCACUGUGAGGCCAAAUCUGCUGCACCGCAUCAUACGGCGCUUGAAUAAUUACUGGAACCCACCGAUUGAAGAGCCUCCAAAGGAGGAAGAGCCAGAGAAGUGGGAAGAGCAGGAGCUGUCCUCACUAGAGCUAUACAUCCAAACGCGCAACAAAAACCCAGUUGAGAGGCGUGAGAAUGACUCCAUGGUGAUCUGUGCUGAGCCAGACAACUUGACUGUGAGCGAGUUCAUUUUUCUGGGGGAGAAAAAGGAGGAGGAUCCCACUGUUUUCACUGAAAACUCCCAGACGUUAGAAGCGAGUGUUUGUCAGCUGCAGCUUCAGCAGGACGCUGGCGGUUUCUACAACAUUGACAACGAGGAGUACGAAGCAAUGCCUGUGGAGGUGAGAUUGUUGCCACGGAAACUGCGUUUUUUCAUCAGUGCAGAGCGGAGAGAGCAGCUGCUGUCGCAGAUGCAGUGAACUGAUGACGACAACGAAACUGAGACUCGCACAUCCCUGGACUGAAGUCCAUUUUUAAACUUCACACUUGCUUUUUUUCGGUGGCCCCACAGUGAACUCAGUCUUGCAUAACAUGUUUAUAUUAUUUAAUCAUGAGGACCAAGGCAUUGUUUUUAUAAACAAAUAACACAUGUUGAGGCAAACUGUAACUUCAUGUCUACUAAACUGCGUUUUGGUCAAUAAAAAUAAUUUAUGUGUUGGCUUAUCAACAAUCACAGUGAAAUCACUGACUCUUUUGUCACUUAACUGCAGGUAUUCGUUUAAAAAAUAAACCAAAAAAAAUUACAAAAUACUUGUGAAGCAAAUAUAGAACAGCAAACAUUUGCACUGAAUCAUUGAUUUAUUGUUGUUACUGGCAGUACAGUGAAGCAGACGGUUGCUCAUGCUAUUGAGUUCACGUGGACAUUAGUUGUUUUACAUUAGUAAAAGUGAGACUAAGAUAACAGGUAUUGAUAAGCAUGUUCGUAUGUGUAAUGUUUUUGCCAUAUUGGGACAUUCAGUUGUGAUACUAUUCAGAAACCAUUGAGCUGGUAUGCACCUGUGAGCAACAAAGAAGGCAUUUUAUACAGAAA